AUGAAUACUCAAAAUUCAUUUGAUACAUAAUUUUAUGAAAGUAACUUACAAGAACCAAAUAGCAUAAAUAACAAUAAGAGAUAAAGAAAUAGUUCAAGAAUCAAAUCCCCAGAAUAAAAAUUAGAUUAGAAUCAUAAACUCAAAUCCUAGUCACUAUAAAUUAAGAAUACUAAUAAGAAGAGGGCUUCUAAAAAAAAACAAGGCAAAGUUGUUUCUCUAGUAAACACAACAAAAAAAUCGUUUUAUCCAACUUAAAAUAAAAAUCAUAAAUAAUAAGUUCAAUCAUUAACGACAACCAGCCGCAAACUUAAUUUUAAGAACUAUGAUAUAUCUUUAAGUGAAACCGUAUUGAAGAAAUAACAUUCUAAGAUAGAGAAUAUACAAGACAAUAUAAAUAAAUUAUAAAUAAAACAAUAAAAUUUAUAAAAGGAUUAGAAUAAAUAAAUCUAUAUAAAAGAGGAGAGUUAUAAAGAAUUAAAAAAUCAUGGUAAUCAAAAGUAAAAUGAUUUAUAUCUGACCUUAAAGAAGACUUAGAACUCUAUCUUUGCAAAAAAUUAUGAAAUUCAGAUUUUAGAAGAAUAAAAAAAAAAAAUAGAGAACCAAGUUAAAUUAGAACAGUUGAAGCAAAAGAUAUAAUUGAAAAAUAAAACACUUGAUCAAAAGAUUAAAUCGCCUAAAAAAGCUAAAAAGAAAGUUACCAAGAAAAAGCAAAAGCACAAAGAACACCAAACUGAUGUACAUAGUCUAGCUAACCAAAGCAAAUAAGAGUUUUUUCAAUAAAAUUCUCUAAAAUCUGCAGAUUUAUAAAGCGAUUCUUCAAAAAAAAGAUCGUCAUCUUCAGCUAGAUAAGAUUAAAAGUAAAUUAAAAGUCCUUAAUAAUUGAAUAAUCAUAGUGAAUUAAUAUUAGACAAUGAAAUUAGUAAAUUGUUCAAGAAAUAUCCUCCUACAACUUAUUUGCAAAAAAUGAUAAAGAAAUUGAUUUUAUUAUUUUAAGAUUCAUAAAGCAUUAGUGCAACUAUAUCUGAUUUUAAUUUCAAAGUACUGAUAUAUCAAGGAAUCCAAAAAGCAGUAAUUAAGAUAUAAAAGGCAUGGAAAUAACACUGUAUAAGAAUGAAGCAAAAAAAUCAAAAAAUUAAUUAGCAAGAGAUGAAGAGAUUAAUCUAGAAACAUUAUAAGUCCUUGUUCAAUGAUUAAACUUAAAAUAAAUCACAUCCUAUUCAAAUAAAUAAAGUAUUAAAAUAAAAAGCGUAAACCUAAAUUGUCCCAAAUAACAAACAGAUUAAGUUGGAAAACUAAAAUAAAAUUAUUGUAAAUAAUAAUAAAAAUUAACUUAAUUCUUAAAUUAUUGAAGAAUAAAAAGUGAUAAAUAAAAUACCUUUAGUUGUAGAAAAUCAAACGGAUUUUUAACUUUGUCUAAGCAACCAAUUUAGUGUUUCACAGAAUGCAUCAAAUUUAGAAAAAGCAAAAAUGGUAGAUGAAAUUUACUAAAUGAAUUGA
This is a messenger RNA of Paramecium tetraurelia, 1497 nucleotides long. RefSeq lists its product as uncharacterized. The transcript is spliced from 2 exons. Gene Ontology annotation, molecular function: protein binding. The record is from RefSeq and is a predicted model, not a curated record. Lineage: Eukaryota; Ciliophora; Oligohymenophorea; Peniculida; Parameciidae.